AUGUCCGAGGACGAGGCCGACGCGAUGAGAUGGAUCUAUAAAGGCCUGGGGGAGGAGAAGAAGAUCGAGUACAAAGUAAACAAGAAAGCACAGCCACUCUCGUUCGAUGGUCCCUCUGUAGCCGACAUGCAGCUGAAUGAUAAGCUGAUGGAGACUUUGAAACAACUUGGGGCGUAUGAAGACAAGGAAUGCAACAAGAGAAGAGAGCAGGCUCUGGAAAACAUCGAGAAGAUUAUGAAGACCUGGACUUGCGAGAUCUGCAAGACGAAGAACAUCUCGCUGGAUUUCGAUUGCUCAUGCAGGGUUGCACCAUUCGGCUCUUAUUGCCUGGGGGUACAUUCUCACGACUCCGACAUCGACCUGCUGUGUAUCAUACCAGAGGUCGUCAACCGAUCGGAGUUCUUCUCUCGAGUACCUGCAAAGCUAGCAGAGGUUGAAGGCAUCACAUGCAUCAAGUCAUUGGCAGAUGCCUUUGCUCCUGUGAUCAAGUUUCAGUAUUGCGGCUUCGACAUCGACUUGGGCAUGGUCCGCAUGCCUUGCGGGUCGAUUCCUCCCGAUUUGAACAUUGCUCUGGACCGUCAUCUUUUGAGGAUUGAGGACACGAAGGAUAUCACUUGCCUGAACGGGCCGCGAGUGACGUACGAGUUGUUGCAACGAGUUCCCAACAUCGAGAACUUCAAAGUCCUGCUGCGAGCGAUCAAGCUCUGGGCUCGUCGCAGGGAGAUCUACUCGAAAAUUAUUGGGUUUCCAGGUGGGGUAGCAUGGGGGAUAAUGGCAGCACAGGUGGCGCAGCUCUACCCCAAGAUGUGUCCUUCGCUUCUGCUGGAGAAGUUCUUCCACUUGUACAAGCACUGGAAGUUCGAAGACGCCAUCAUCGUCGCCCCUCCGGAGGAGUGUCAGGCUCCGGACGGCCAAGAACGGUAUAACCUGCAUGCGUGGGAUCCUACCAGACGUCAUUUUUCAAGACGUCCUCUCACCGUCAUCACCCCGACGUACCCCAUGGACAACUCAACGUUCAACGUCACAGAUUCAGCGCUCAACGUGAUUAGGAAUGAAAUCUCCAGAGCAAACAGCUUGACACAAGGGCUGGCUCAAGGCGAAUCCUCGUACAAUGAUCUGUUUGAACCUGCGAUGUUCUUCAAACAGUAUGGGACCUUUGUGCAGAUCGAAGUACUUGGCUCAGAGAAGCAUAUUGAAGCUUUCUCUGGAUAUGUCGAGUCUCAGAUACGGAAGCUAGUAGAGAAACUGACGACUAGUCAAUUAGGGCUGUAUAUCGUUCAUCCUUGCACGCGGCACUUCGGGCCCAUACCAGCGGAGCAUCUGGGAGGAGGGGACCCCGAGGACGGCCCUUGGCAGAACAUUUUCUUCUACCUAGGGCUGAAGUUCGACGACAAUCUCGUCAGGCACAUGAAAGCGUCAGGACAGAGCGUCGACUUUACCCAGCCCGUGAAGGAGUUCCUAUUGGGGAUACACAUAACAGAUCCAACUCAAACCAGCAUCUCGAUCAAGGUGGUGAAGCGGAGGGCCUUGCCGGAAUGGGUGAAGAAGGAGUAUUACUCCCAGUCGAAGUUCGAAGGGAUGCGGCUGGAAGACGAGCAUGGAGAGCUGGAAUCUGCGAAGAAGAGGGCCUUGGGGGAGGCCUCGGAGUCAGCGGAUGCCACGAGCAACGGGAGAGUGAAGAAGUUUGUUGCAGAGGCGCUCCGAGGCUCAGAGGUAUGA
Molecule: messenger RNA, 1719 nt
Organism: Guillardia theta CCMP2712
Lineage: Eukaryota; Cryptophyceae; Pyrenomonadales; Geminigeraceae
Exons: 12
Coding region: 1-1719 (572 amino acids)
Cellular component (GO): nucleus
Molecular function (GO): RNA binding; poly(A) RNA polymerase activity
Source: RefSeq, a predicted model, not a curated record